Messenger RNA from Solanum stenotomum, 618 nucleotides. RefSeq names its product RING-H2 finger protein ATL8-like. The coding region runs from base 66 to 602 and encodes 178 amino acids. The record is from RefSeq and is a predicted model, not a curated record. NCBI's taxonomy places the organism in Eukaryota, Viridiplantae, Streptophyta, Magnoliopsida, Solanales, Solanaceae. The transcript has a single exon.
UAUUUCAACCUUUUUUUCUGAAAUUGAAAACCCUAACCCCUCAAUUAUUACUCUCUUUCUAAAUUAUGACUCGCCGGUUUAGAUUUCUGCUAACUUCUAACUCCUCCUCCACUUCGCCGGCGGCGGAGGAAGCGGAGCCACCGUCAGCCACGGCAGCGGAGUCCGACUUCAUCGUUAUACUUGCUGCUCUACUCUGUGCAGUAAUCUGUGUUUCCGGACUCAUCGUAGUAGCUCGUUGUACUUGGCUUCGGCGGGACCCGCCGGAAAAUCCACCGCCGGUGAAGAAUAAAGGCUUGAAGAAGAAAGUUCUCAAGUAUUUACCGAAAUUCAAGUAUGAUCCGUCGAGCGGUGAGCUGCCGUUCGCGGCGGAGUGCGCGAUUUGUCUGGUGGAGUACGUAGAGGGAGAUGAAAUUCGAGUGUUGCCGAAUUGUGGCCACCGGUUUCACCUCCAGUGUGUUGAUACGUGGCUUUUGACGAACUCGUCGUGUCCUUCCUGCCGGCAGAUUCUCGUCGUUGCUCGUGCUCGGUGCCGGAAGUGCGGCGAAGUUCCUGCAAUUUCCGGCGAAUCUUCCGACGGAGGUCAAAUUUUAACGCCGGUGUAGUCUACAACUUCCGGUA